AGUCCACUUGGGUUGCGAGUUGAGGACAGUAGGAACGGAACGCAGGAAAGGCUGCUGGUGGAGGAGGCCUUCGCACGGGUUGCAGAUCCCAGACCUGUGCUCUGGAGGCUCUGCAGGCCCCUGCUGGACCCUUGGCUCCUCCUCUGACUUCUGUGCCUGCUACGGGCCUCCUCGCUGGAUUCAGGAUCUUGGUUGUGAGAGGUCCGCCAUGUGGGCACCCGGGCUGCGCGCGCUGCAGCUGCUGCUUCUGCUGGGCGCCUCCUGGGCGCGGGCGGGCGCCCCGCGCUGCACCUACACCUUCGUGCUCCCGCAGCAGAAGUUCACGGGCGCCGUGUGCUGGAGCGGGCCGGCGGCCGCGCGCCCGGCCACGGAGGCCGUGAACGCCAGCGAGGUGGCGGCGCUGCGCGCGCGCGUGGGCCGCCACGAGGAGCUGCUGCGCGAGCUCCAGCGGCGGGCGGCGGCGGACGGCGAGGUGGCGGGCGAGGUGCGCGCGCUGCGCAAGGAGAGCCGCGGCCUGAGCUCGCGCCUGGGCCAGCUGCGCGCGCAGCUGCAGCACGAGGCGGGCCCGGGCCCGGGGGCGGAGCCCGCGGCGGCGCUGGCCCUGCUCGGGGAGCGCGUGCUCAACGCCUCCGCCGAGGCGCAGCGCGCCGCCCUCCGCUUCCACCAGCUGGACGUCAAGUUCCGGGAGCUGGCGCAGCUCGUCAGCCAGCAGAGCAGCCUCAUCGCCCGCCUGGAGCGCCUGUGUCCGGGGGGCGCGGGCGGGCAGCAGGUCCUGCCACCGCCCCUGGUACCGGUGGUUCCGGUCAGUCUGGUGGGUGGCACCAGUGACAACAGCAGGUUAGACCCAGCCCCAGAGUCCCAGAGAGACCAGACCCUGAGACAGCAGGGGACCCUGGCCUUUCCCUUACCUGCAGGGCACCCUGCAGUCCCCACCAAGCCAGCAGGCCCAUGGCAAGAUUGUGCAGAGGCACACCGGGCAGGCCAUGGGCAGAGUGGCGUGUACGAGCUGCGACUGGGCCGGCAUGUGGUGUCAGCAUGGUGUGAGCAACAGCUGGAGGGUGGAGGCUGGACGGUGAUCCAGAGGCGGCAAGACGGUUCAGUCAACUUUUUCACUACCUGGCAGCACUACAAGGCGGGCUUCGGGCAGCCUGAUGGGGAACACUGGUUGGGCCUUGAACCGGUGCAUCAGCUGACCAGCCGUGGGGACAACGAGCUCCUGGUGCUCCUGGAGGAUUGGGGAGGCCGCGGUGCACGCGCCCACUAUGAUGGUUUCUCCCUGGAGCCCGAGAGUGACCACUACCGCCUACGGCUGGGCCAGUACCAUGGAGAUGCGGGAGACUCUCUUUCCUGGCACAAUGACAAGCCUUUCAGCACUGUGGAUAGGGAUCGAGACUCCUAUUCUGGUAACUGUGCCCUGUACCACCGGGGAGGCUGGUGGUACCAUGCCUGUGCCCACUCCAACCUCAAUGGUGUGUGGCACCGUGGUGGCCACUACCGCAACCGCUACCAGGACGGGGUCUACUGGGCUGAGUUUCGUGGCGGGGCUUACUCUCUCAAGAAGGCGGCCAUGCUGAUCCGGCCCCUGAGGCUGUGACCAUCUGUCCCCCAGGGGAUGUCUGUCAGCAGGAGCCCAAGUUGUCCUGGCCACACCUCCUUUAUGGCUCGGUGUGAGCCCCGUCCCACAGACCCUCCCACUGUGGAUCUGCUCCCCAGGACUCUGAAAGGAGGACCCAGGAAUCCCCCUGCCAACAUCUCCAGCCCGUGUGGCUCCCCAAGGGCACUCAGAUCUCGGUUUGAGCUCGUAUUUUAUAACAACACAAAGUAUCUACA
Messenger RNA from Myotis daubentonii (Daubenton's bat), 1830 nucleotides. RefSeq names its product angiopoietin like 6 (gene ANGPTL6). Lineage: Eukaryota; Metazoa; Chordata; Mammalia; Chiroptera; Vespertilionidae. The record is from RefSeq and is a predicted model, not a curated record. Gene Ontology annotation, biological process: blood coagulation.